AGGUUACACAGGAGGAGAGUUUAAACGUGGUUGUCUUAGGUCGUGUGUGAUGUGCACACGACCAGAGCAGUCGGGAGCAUUAGGACCAAGAGGCGGAGCAGACUUCCACUGGUUUGACAGCUCGGUCCGAGCUCACAGUGGAUGAGGAGGAGGAGGAGGAGGCUGGCGGCUUUUGGUGCGGUACGCCGAAGUUUUGUCAAAUUCCGUAGUUGUUUAUGCACCAGCUGCCGUGUCUGUCAGAGACCAGUGCUCGUUAUUUGGCACAUUUUCAACCGGAUAAGUUGCCGUUUGGAUUACUGCUCUGGUAGCUACAUAAAUCAAUUCGUCGGUGCAGUUAGCACGACGCGCACUUUCUGUGGAUGUUUCUCAUUUGGGGAGCUGUGUUUCUGCGUCAGGACUUGUAAAGAGCAGCUGGUGCCGUUGUCACACUGUUUGUAGGCUGGAAGUGGAGACACGUGUGUCCUGGUUCGUCCCGGCUGCGCCACACAUCGAGCCUUUCACACGCUGUGGACACAGGCUCUUUGCCCGUUUGGGAUUUCGUUAAAAGGCCAAAAAAGGCAGACAUGUCGCUAAGCAGAAGCAUUGAGUUUGAACACUUUGAGGAACGAGAGAAGCCGCACCGGACACCGAAGGCCAACUCGGGCUCCGGGUCCCAGUCCGGCUCCAGAGGCAACGGACUGGUCCCCAGCCCGGCGCACAGUGCGCACUGUAGUUUCUACCGCACACGCACUCUCCAGUCCCUCACAUCCGAAAAGAAAGCUAGGAAAGUGCGGUUUUAUCGCAACGGAGACAAAUAUUUUAAAGGCUUGGUGUAUGCGGUGUCAAACGACCGGUUCAGGUCUCUGGACGCUCUGCUCAUGGAGCUCACACGGUCCCUGUCGGACAACGUCAACCUUCCCCAAGGGGUCCGGACGUUAUACACUUUGGACGGAGGCAAGAAGAUCACCAGUCUGGAUGAUAUAGUAGAGGGUGAGAGUUACGUGUGUGCCUCCAACGAACCUUUCCGACGGGUGGACUACACCAAGAAUGCCAACCCCAACUGGUCAGUGGGCAGCAAGACCGGCACAUCCCGCUCUCUGUCCUCUCUUUUCCCACUGAAAAGUGAGCUCCAGCGCGAGUCUAAGGACUUCAUCAAACCCAAGCUCGUCACAGUCAUCCGUGGCGGCGUCAAGCCCCGGAAGGCGGUGCGGAUACUGCUCAAUAAGAAGACGGCACACUCAUUUGAGCAGGUGCUCAAUGACAUCACUUAUGCUAUCAAGUUGGACUCUGGAGCUGUGAGGAGACUGUACACUUUGGAGGGCAAGCAGGUUACCUGCCUGCAGGACUUCUUUGGUGAAGAUGAUGUGUUUAUAGCCUGUGGCCCAGAGAAGUACCGCUAUGCCCAAGAUGACUUUGUGUUGGAUCACAGCGGUAAGGCUUCUACAGCCUUUAUGACUGAAUGCAGAGUGCUGAAGUCAUCGUACAGCUGCUCUGCUACUCCGUACCGGACAGCCAAGAGCCCCGAACCUUCACGACGCAGCAAGUCCCCUGGUGCAGCAAGGCGAACUGUCCACUACUCCACCAGUCAGUCUCCAGUCAAAUCCCCAGUAAAUGGUGUCUCAAACAGCCCGAUCUCAACGUCUAAAUCCACCAAGUCCUCCACUCCGUCUCCUACCAGCCCUCGAGCCAACCCCAGGUUUAAGAUCCAUCCGUCACAUCACACCUCCUCCCCAAAUGUAAAUGGCUUGUUGAACAACCACCAAGAGCAAAGCAAUCAGCUGAGUCCAGAGGCAGUUAAUGGCAACCGCUACCUGCCUGCCUCCGCCAUUCUGGAAAAAUACAAAGUUGGGAAGGUCAUCGGAGACGGGAACUUCGCUGUGGUCAAAGAGUGUGUGGAGAAGUCCACAGGAAAAGAAUUUGCACUGAAGAUCAUUGACAAGGCCAAGUGCAGCGGAAAGGAGCACCUCAUCGAGAAUGAGGUGGCAGUGCUGCGGAAGGUGAAGCACCCCAACAUCGUCAUGUUGGUCGAGGAGGUGGACACUUCCUCUGAACUGUACCUAGUUAUGGAGCUUGUCAAGGGAGGGGAUUUAUUUGAUGCCAUCACCUCCUCUGCCAAAUACACAGAGAGAGACGCCAGCAUCAUGGUCUACAACCUUGCUGGAGCCCUGAAGUACCUGCACAGGAUGAACAUUGUCCACAGAGACAUUAAACCAGAGAACCUGCUGGUAUUUGAGAAUGCAGAUGGCACCAAGUCACUGAAGCUUGGGGAUUUCGGUCUGGCCACAGUGGUGGAAGGACCUUUGUAUACUGUCUGUGGAACUCCUACAUAUGUGGCUCCAGAAAUCAUAGCUGAGUCUGGUUAUGGUCUGAAGGUGGAUAUCUGGGCUGCAGGUGUCAUCACCUACAUCCUUCUGUGUGGCUUCCCUCCAUUUAGAAGUGACAAUAACCGGCAAGAGGAUGUAUUUGAUCAGAUCCUUGUGGGGCGCCUGGACUUUCCCCGUCCUUACUGGGACAACAUCACAGACUCAGCCAAGGAGCUGAUUAGAAAGAUGCUGCAGGUCAACGCCGAGGCUCGAUACACAGCACAAGACGUCCUGUCACACCCAUGGGUCAUGCAGGAGGAUGUAGUUGUGGAGAACAACAUGAAGGUGGAGGUGACAGGUAAACUGAAGACACACUUUAACACUGCGCCAAAGCACACCACCACCACAGCCGGUGUGUCCAUCAUCAUGAACACAGCUCUCGAUAAGGAGAUCCUCCAGCUCACCACCCACUGUUAUCCAGGCUCCCAGACAGUGUCAUGUUCAGGUUCACCAGCUGGCAAGAAAGGCCCAUCUACCCUCCCAGUCAAGCCAGCCUUGCCAGCAAAGUCGGGACCAGUUUCUCCAACCAAACAGGCACCAAUACUUGCCAAACUGGUGUCACCAAUUAGAACUGUGCCUCCUGAGGCUCCCAAGACCAUAGAGACUGCUGUGCCUGAUGCUGCGUCCACCUGCGAUCCUCUGUGCUCUCACUCCCCAAAUGAAAACAACCCAUUAACUGCUGAGCCUCAUCUCCCUCCCUCUGCUCCUGUAAGUUUGCUUCAGUCCUCCCCUUCACCCUCCACUGAAACGUUCCCCAUCACCUUUUUACCGGUUUCGUCCUGUCCUGCACCUACGUCACCCUCUGCUUCUCCCUGCUUACCUCUAGAAACUCCCUCACCCUCUGCCCCUCCUGCUCUUUUCACCUGCUUACCUACUUCUACACCCGCCUCCUGUCCUUCCCCACCAUCUCCCAUCAAACCAGCUGCUCCCUCCUCUCCAACCAAAGAAGCAUCCCCUUCCCCAGUUUCCCCCAAUAUACCUGUUGUAUCUCUCCCUCUCUCUUCCCCAGCCAAACAAGAACCCUCCUCCCCCUCUUCCAUCCAUCCAACCUUGUUUCCUUCUCCUCCUUCCACACCUCCCAGAUCCACAACCCCACCCUCACCUGCAGACCCUGCUUCUCCCCUCUCUGUACCUGCUGAAGAGCUUGUAGAGAAGGUUUAAUUGGCUGGUAUAUUCUGUAGCCACGUUAACUCCCACACUACUCUGCUUUCCCUGCACGUACAGUAUCAUUAACACGGGAAGAGAAGAGUAAACAUCCACCUCGAGUAUUUCCAGUAGCUGUAAACUGAGCCAGUGCCUGCUGCGUCCACAUUUUCUCGCUGUUGUCCCACGCAUUUUUAGAAACGUAGGAUGAAGCGUUUCCUUAAAGUUGGUCAAUUGUAUAUAUGUUUGUAUUUAUUGAUGGAGGAUUUAGAGGAAGGGAAUGAAUUUAAUAUCACUGUUCUGAGUGGCUGUCUUUGGAAGUCGUACUGUAUCACACUGAAUUUUUUUCCUUUAUUUAUUAUGGCUUUUUUGUAAAUAGUUAUUCAUGGCACACAAACAUCCCAGUGUGGGAUCCAUUUGCUUAGAGUGUACAAUAUUUCAUAGAGGUAUUUCAGCAUGUCAGACAUCUGAACUUAGCCUACAGCUACCCGUAGUGCAGCGUUAUAACUCACUAAACCAACGCUAAACACCAUCAGUGUUUUUUCCUGAUAACUGUGGAUGUACACCUACAGUACAGUGGGUGGACAAAAAGGUAAUGGCUAGGCUGUAACAGAGCAGGGAGGGUUAGGAGGACCUGAAGCUUAACUUAUAUUUGUCUCCAACUAUGCGGAGGCGUCGAUGAAUAGCUGCUGUAUGCAGCAAAUCUCAACUAUGCGAUGUGCGGAGCUGCGUGUCCUGCACACCAACUGGUUGAUCUGACUCGUAGCUGCUUGGUAAUUUGUCUGCGAGCGGCUACUCACACCUACGAAAACCUCUGAGCAAAUUUCUAAAUUGGCAUUACGUGGCUAUACCGCCCACCUGUUCUCAAUCUAAAUCAUUACUUUCUCGCCUAGACAAAAUAUCAGCACUCAAAAUGGCAUAAUACCAAUUCAAGGAUGAAAAUUAUAACAGCUUUGUGCCUGGCUGAAAAUUCCUGCCAUUUGAAGACAGUAGACAUAACCUUAACAUUCACACAAGUAUAAAUGCAACAGCUAGGCACAGAAUCAGACGUGUAUGUUCCUAAACAUGGCAGUGAUGCAGAAGUAUAAAUCUGCCUUAUGUGGUUUGCGUUCGAUUCUCAUGCUUUGGCUUGAUUUACAGAAGUCACGCUGAGCGUUAAGGUAGUGAGAGAAGCUAUGUCAAAACCUGGACAUAUCCUACACAUCUAGAAACUACUAGAAUUUUAUUUUUUGGGUGAACCAACCCUUUAACAUGACUUAGCAGUGUAUCUGCCUUAGUAAAUCAUUAUAAGCCCAUUUGAUACUGUAGAUUAUUUUCUAGACCCACUGCCUCACUCCGCUACUGUCUCUGUAUUGUUUGGUAUGAACUCUGGAGUUGUACAUAAUGUUGAACCUUAGCUGUCCACCUGUAACUUGGUUUACUUUUGCCGUGUCUGAGCAGUCAUGGCCCCUACACUCAUAACUGCAUUAUAUGUACAGCAAGCAGAGAAAAUACUGUAGAUCCAACAGAAAUUCAAUCAAACUGCAGCUUUGUUUCCCAUGAACUGCUUAUUGCUACAAAACCAGUUGGACAGAUGCACGUUCUGGUUUUAGUCGCUCCUGUUGACAAUGCUAUACUGUAGGCUGCAUAAGACUAGUCAACACUGUUCCUUCAAAAUAAUGCUUUGGUUUUUGUUUUAUCUGUUGGAUUGAUACUGUCAAGAUGCGAGGUUUGUGCUUCACUGCUGGCUAAAAGCCAGCUUCAGUGAAAAACAAAAUCCCAAAUUGUGCAUCCUCAGAUUAAUUUCUAAGUGAUUUGCUCUUGUUUGUACCUGUUUUGAAUUCCACAGCAUUUAUGCCAGCUGGCUAACUCCAGUGGUUCGCCAUGCCUCUGUACAUCUUCUGGACUCUCAGCUGCAUGAAUAUUCCUUUCCAACUCUCUGCCUUCCUAUAAGACAAAACUCUCACAAAUGCACAGUCAAGCUGCUCAUUGAGCUUCUCUUACGAAUAUGUAGUUAAAGUAGAUUUCUUAUGCUUUGUCAUAGCAGUUUGUAAAAGGAAAUUUGUAUCAAAAGAAUUUUAAAACGAGUGUCAAACUUUCUUUUGGCAUAGAGUGGCUGCUUUUAAUGUCUCACUAUUUUGAAACAGCAUUAUAGCAAAAAAAAAAAAA
Messenger RNA from Monopterus albus (swamp eel), 5633 nucleotides. It is a transcript of the gene dclk2a, whose product is annotated as doublecortin-like kinase 2a. NCBI's taxonomy places the organism in Eukaryota, Metazoa, Chordata, Actinopteri, Synbranchiformes, Synbranchidae. Bases 564 to 3503 code for a protein of 979 amino acids. The record is from RefSeq and is a predicted model, not a curated record. Gene Ontology annotation, molecular function: protein kinase activity; ATP binding. Gene Ontology annotation, biological process: protein phosphorylation; intracellular signal transduction. The transcript has 17 exons.